Molecule: messenger RNA, 972 nt
Organism: Cephus cinctus (wheat stem sawfly)
Lineage: Eukaryota; Metazoa; Arthropoda; Insecta; Hymenoptera; Cephidae
Product: steroid receptor RNA activator 1
Exons: 3
Coding region: 123-836 (237 amino acids)
Biological process (GO): regulation of transcription by RNA polymerase II
Cellular component (GO): nucleus
Source: RefSeq, a predicted model, not a curated record
AUAACCGACUGUUAGAGUACAUCGCAAGUCGAUUAUAAUCGACGUAUGCAUUUUCUCACAAAGUGAAUUCCCAGUUAUCUGAUCUGCACUUACUUAUCUAAAUUGUUGAAACACCUGUCACGAUGGAAAAAAAUACUGAAGAUGAAGCAGUUUCUACUCAAAAGAUGCUGUCGAGUGCUCAUGAUCCUGGAUGGAAUGAUCCUCCUAAGUGGGCGUUAUCUCCAACACAGAAUUCAUGCAGUACUCCAGUGAAAAGAACACUAAAUAAAAGAGUUGCAUUUCCUUUAAAUUCAGCUCCACCUAUAUCUAAUUAUGAUUGCAAUCAACCUUUACCUCCUCCCCCUGCAAAUAUGCCUCCUCCUCCUCAAUCGAUAACUUUAACAACAGCACCACAUCAAUCAUUAUUAGCUCCAUCUGAAAUACCUUCCACGAUCAAUAAUACCAAUGCAAAAUUAAAUAAAGAGGAAACAUUAUCAGAGACUCUAGCAAACUUUGAGAUUGUGAUCAAUGAGCACAAAGAAUUUGAAGAAAAAGCUGAAGAUUUUAGAAAGAGACUGGAUACUAUGACAGCUCUUUGGCUGGAAAAUGGACUAAAUGAAUGUAUCCAUGAAAAGGUUUUAGCUUUGUCAGAAGCAUUAAAGAAUAAAGAUCCCGAAACAGCAGAUAAGCUUCAUAUUUCACUGAUGAUGGAAUAUCCUACACUUUGCAGAGUUUGGAUACCAUGUAUUAGACAUAUCAUUCAAGAACUCAAAGGAAAAUAUGUACAAUCAACUGCCCAAGAAGAAGUUAAAUGUCAAUACUUUCAGCCAACGUUGACUAGUAAUAAUUCAGAGUGACCUUUAUUAGCAUAGAUUAAAAAUCAUAAGUACAAUGAAAGAUAGUGAUCAAAUCCUUUUCUUACGAUAUUGAGCCACACUCGUGGUAGGUCGAUUGGGCCAAAACGAUAAUAAAUAUUUUUUGUUUACUAAUGAA